Molecule: messenger RNA, 3747 nt
Organism: Esox lucius (northern pike)
Lineage: Eukaryota; Metazoa; Chordata; Actinopteri; Esociformes; Esocidae
Gene: aldh6a1
Product: aldehyde dehydrogenase 6 family, member A1
Exons: 12
Coding region: 200-1777 (525 amino acids)
Biological process (GO): L-valine catabolic process; thymine catabolic process
Cellular component (GO): mitochondrion
Molecular function (GO): malonate-semialdehyde dehydrogenase (acetylating, [NAD(P)+]) activity; methylmalonate-semialdehyde dehydrogenase (acylating, NAD+) activity
Source: RefSeq, a predicted model, not a curated record
UAUAUAGGGAUUGGCUAAUAUUGUAGUCUCAGCCAAUAAGUUUAUUUGUCUAGCCAGUUUUAAUGCUGACAGCUAUUUAAUGACCCUUCUAAAUCCAUGUGGGAGAGGCCAGUCAGAAAGGUGUUCGCGGUGCCCGAUCUGUACUAUAAGGAGGGCUGGGACAUUCUGUGUUUAAUCAAGCAGUAAACACAUUUUCAUCAUGGCAUCGAGUGUAGUGAGGUCUCUUUUAAGGAAAAGGCAGGUACCUAUUAAGGUUGGGCGCAUGUGUUACUCCUCACUGCAAACCACAAAGUUGUUUAUUGACGGCAAGUUUGUUGAAUCCAACAGUUCAGAAUGGUUAGAUAUUCAUAAUCCGGCCACUAAUGAGGUGAUAGCCCGCGUCCCGAAGGCUACGCAGGAUGAGAUGCAGGCGGCUGUGGACUCCUGCUCACGAUCCUACCACUCCUGGUCUGAUACCUCCAUCUUGGCACGCCAACAGAUCUUUCUGCGCUAUCAGCAGAUUAUCAAGGACAACAUUAAAGAACUUUCCAAAAGCAUUACUCUGGAGCAGGGCAAGACCCUGGCAGAUGCAGAGGGCGAUGUGUUCAGAGGAUUGCAGGUGGUGGAGCACGCCUGCAGUAUCACCUCUCUGAUGCUGGGAGAGACCCUCCCCUCUCUUACAAAAGACAUGGAUAUCUACACCUACCGCCUGCCCAUUGGGGUGUGUGCUGGCAUCGCCCCCUUCAACUUCCCAGCCAUGAUCCCUCUGUGGAUGUUCCCCAUGGGCAUGGUCUGCGGCAACACCUAUCUGCUGAAGCCCUCAGAGCGUGUGCCAGCCUGCACCAUGCUCCUGGCCAAGAUGCUGCAGGACGCCGGGGUGCCAGACGGGACCUUGAACAUCAUCCAUGGCCAGCAUGACGCUGUCAACUUCAUCUGUGAUCAUCCAGCAAUCAAGGCCAUCAGCUUUGUGGGCUCUAACAAAGCCGGAGAGUACAUCUAUGAGAGGGGAUCCAAAAACGGCAAGAGGGUGCAGUCCAACAUGGGAGCGAAGAACCAUGGCGUGGUGAUGCCUGAUGCCAAUAAGGAGAACACUCUAAACCAGCUGGUGGGUGCGGCGUUCGGAGCGGCAGGACAGCGCUGCAUGGCCCUCUCCACAGCCGUCCUGGUGGGCGAGGCCCGCAGCUGGCUGCCUCAACUGGUGGAACGUGCCAAGGCCCUGCGCGUAAACGCAGGGGACCAGGCGGGUGUGGAUGUGGGGCCCCUGAUCUCCCCUCAAGCGAAGGAGAGGGUCAAUCGCCUGAUCCAGAGUGGGGUUGAUGAAGGAGCCAAGCUGCUGCUCGAUGGCCGGAAUGUCAGAGUCGUGGGUCACGAGAACGGAAACUUUGUGGGGCCCACCAUCAUCAGCAAUGUUACACCCCAGAUGACAUGCUACAGAGAGGAGAUCUUUGGGCCUGUUUUGCUUGUUCUGGAGGCCGAGUCCUUGGAUGACGCCAUCAGGCUGGUAAACAGUAAUCCUUAUGGCAACGGCACAGCUAUCUUCACCACCAACGGAGCCACGGCACGCAAAUACACUCAUGAGGUGGACGUAGGCCAGAUUGGGGUGAACAUUCCCAUCCCGGUUCCUUUGCCCAUGUUCUCCUUCACUGGCUCUCGGGCCUCCUUUAGAGGAGACACCAACUUCUAUGGCAAACAAGGCAUCCAGUUUUACACACAGAUCAAAACUGUUAUUUCACAAUGGAAGGCAGAAGAUGCAACUGUGAAGACUCCUGCAGUUUCUAUGCCGACCAUGGGACGCUAACAGGUCAGGAUGAAGAACAAUAUGAACGUCUUUUGUGAUGCAACUUCUCCAUUUUGGUGUAGACACAGUUGGUGCUCAGUUAUGGAAGGUGCAAUCCCAUAGCCAUGAGGAGCUAAUUACCCUGACAUUUUACUUCAUAUGUAGAAUUUGUACACAUGAUUCAAUAGUACUUUAAGAUGAAUUCACUCAGCAAUUAUUUGACUCCACUGUUGAAUGAAGGUUUCUUGUUCUACAAACGUUUCGGCUAAUUCUGUGUAUCUGAUCAAAAUAGUUUGAAGUACUUGCUCAUCUUUUCUUUGUAGCUAUGCAACGUCAGUCUUUGAAAUAUACUGGGUACCCAACAUUAGGCCCUUCAGGAAUAUAUGGCUGUCACAUGCAAUGCCACCAUUAAUCAUGCAUGUUAUUCACACUUUCUGUGGUGCAGAAUGUGUCAACAUUUCAUAAUGGAAAAAACAAGGACCUUGAUGAAAGGUCAUAAUGAAACAUAUUUAAAGCCCAGCACCCUCAAAAUUAUUGGGGAUAAUAGUAUUAGGUUGAAAUAUUACUGGAUGUAAUAUUUCUUUUUUUUUGUAUAAGAAUUGUUUGAAAUGAAUGCCUAUCAUUUAAAGAUGUUUAUGGGAUGGUUCUUUUGGUCUUACUGUCACAAGGCUGAUUUAAAUAUAAUAGACCAGUGAAUGUUGAGCUGGGUAAGGGAAUAUGCUGUAGAGCAUCCUAUAUAUAUUAAACUCUUUAAACUGGUUUCAUAAUGCCUGCAAAAGCAAACUUCAUUUGCAAAAGGAGGCCCUGAAAAAAAAAUUUAUAAAAAAAAUCCCAUUUGGGAUUAUAAAACCAUGGGGUUUAUUAGAGAAAUUACAAAAAUAAAUAAAAAAUACAUCAAAUUAAAAAGACUGCAAAAUGACUUUAAUAAAGACAUCCUUUUGAAUCUAACCCUGUAUUAUACAGCUGCCUGUCUUAUUUUUAAGCUGAAGCAUGGCUUUUGAUAGUUUAAUAACAAUGAGAAACAUGUAAUCAUACACUUGACUCUAGAGAUUCUUAAUUUGGAGCAGCACGUCUCAGACUAAUAAGGGCUAACGUUGUAGAGGACAGUCUGGAAGAGGUCAUGUGGCCCGGAUAUCUGGCAGGGUGCUCUGGUUAGAGGGCAGGUUAGACACAGGCGCCUGGGUGAUGAAGGUCACUUGGGACAGCUCCUUUGUAAUUCUGCCAGACAGCACUUCAUUAUGUAUGUGCAAGUAUGAUAAAUGAAGCACUGACUCUUUACUGAAUGUUUCGGUGGGUAAACAUGCUCUGUGGGAUAGAUAAAUCUACUGAAGCUUUGUAAUUACAAAACAAACACCAAGACUGUCGUGUGAGGAAGCAUUAUUUUGGUCUCUUACCCGGGAUCAGUAUCAUUCUGGUUCCCGUCUGAAGAUGUAGACAAGGCCAAAGGUUGGCUCAGAAUCCUGCAAAAUAAAGUUUCAUUAAAGAAAGGCUUGCAUUACCACACUGUGGCACCUGGUCUCUCUAGUUGUUUAUGGCAGAAAUACCUUGUAAGGGUUCCAUCAGGUCAUUAUUGUUCAUACUCUACUGGGUUGUAAGGCUAGGAGCCAUGGUCAUGAAUGUAAACUCAGCCCACCGAUCCAGUCUAUGAAUUCAGAUACCCUGCACUCAACUUAAAUCAUGUUGCCAGCAGUUCCCCCGACCGCAGGCGUUCAAAGAACUAAAUCAACCCCUUGGGCACAUGAACUGGGGCCAAGAGGCUAAAGGCAAAUCGGCAUGGCCAGAUGUUUGUUUCCAAGCACACGACUCUGUGGCUGAACCUAUUUUUACUAUUGUGCCCAGACUUUCUUCAUUCUUUUUAAACAGCUGGAUGGAAAAUAAAAUUGCUUUAGACCUAACUGAUGUUUUAUGGUAUCCUCUUCUGCUGAGAAAAGGGCUGUUUAAGACAUUAAAAAGAAGGACAAGUCACAAAUAAAGGCCUCUCCCAGACUGCA